AUGCUGGACUGCCCUUUGGGCAUGAUGGCGGCAGCAACUGCGCCAGAGGCACAGCAGCCGGCGCAUGCACAGCUUCUGCAGAUCGCCACAAAUUCCAGCGAUCCUGAUUUGGCGCCCUGGCUCUGCUGGCUGCUUGCUGGCGCGCAAAAACUGGCCGCGGCCGAGCUGAAUAUUCCGUGCAUUCCCCCGGGCCUCCCAGCGAUGCCAAACCUGGCGCACCUCAUCCUGCGCUGCCAGCGGACCUGCCUCGCAGACAUCCAAUCAGCGCUGCAGGCCGCGCCAAAUCUGGAGACGCUGCUGCUCGGCCAGGACUGGUGCUGGGAGGAGCCCUCAACCGAUGACAGCACUGCUUGGGACGUCAUUGUGCCUCUGCGCCUUAGGCAUCUUUCCCUGGAGAACAUCUGCCCGAGCUCCUUAAGCCUGCCGGCGGGCUGCACGGUGAGCUUCAGCGGGCAGCUAAGGAGGCUGGAAGGCAUGUUCGGGGCAGCCGGGUGGAAGCUGCGCGGCGGCUGCCUAAAGAUGCUGGACGCCUUUGGCUUCUGCCACGGGGGGUUGGCAUUUAAGUACCCCAAUGUGGCCGCGAACUUGGGCACUGUUGAAGUGCUGCGGCUGCGAGAGAGCCCCUUCUGCACCGUGUCAUCAUCUGCGGAGGAAUGGACCCUCGGCCCGCUGCCUGCUGAGUCAACCGCAUGCAUCACCACCCUGCACAUCUCUGCGCAAGACGUCGCGGUCAUUGUGCUGUUGUGGCCUGCCCUGCGCCAUGUGAAGCUGGACGCGCACAUGACACUGUCUCUCGACUAUGAGGAUGUCGAGGCCUCAGCCGCCGCGCUGGAAUCCUUCGAGUAUUCAGACAACGUGAAGGAGCGAGCAGGGCUAAAGAGGUUUCAGAGCGUGCUGGCGGCCCAAGGGAGGCGCAUCGUUUCUAAGGGACGGGGAUACAAAGCCCCCAAGGCCAUGGAGCAGCCAGCUGAUGGAGUCACAGAUGUAUCAGAGCUGUGCUGCUGCGGCUGUUGCACUGGGUGCCUGUUUGGCGCUGGAGCCUUGCCGGAUGCGCGCUCUGUGAGGGAGAUUGUGCCCCUCAGGAGUGAUGGGCACCAGGGUGAGAGUGACUUUUCGGAUGAAGAUGAAGAGAGUGAGGAUGAAGGCGACUAUGAGGAGGAAGGCAGCGAAGAUGAGUACAGUGAUGAGUCAGAUGAGGACAUGUAA
Molecule: messenger RNA, 1206 nt
Organism: Coccomyxa subellipsoidea C-169
Lineage: Eukaryota; Viridiplantae; Chlorophyta; Trebouxiophyceae; Coccomyxaceae
Exons: 1
Coding region: 1-1206 (401 amino acids)
Source: RefSeq, a predicted model, not a curated record